Molecule: messenger RNA, 1196 nt
Organism: Uloborus diversus
Lineage: Eukaryota; Metazoa; Arthropoda; Arachnida; Araneae; Uloboridae
Exons: 3
Source: RefSeq, a predicted model, not a curated record
CGGAUUUUUGGAGCACGCAAUAAAAAAUCGGAGAAACUCCGGGAAAAAUGGAGCACUUGGCAGCUAUGUGGUAAAUUAUUGCUAUUAGAAGAGCUGCGAGUAGCGAAGGACAGUCAAACCGCCAACUUGCAGAAAGUAGAAGAGGCCUUGGAAGCCAAGAAUGCUGCUGUAAGAGAAAGAACACGUGAUGAAGAGAUUGCAGAAGUCAGCCGACUGCUGAAAAGUCGCGAAACGUUCCACGAUUUAUUAGGCGAUCUUCGUGAACAAUGGAAGCAAGCAUUCUUGCUCAGGCUGCCCGUGUACACCAAGAAUAAUCUGGACGAGAACGUUAGGCUGCGAAGUUUGUGUAACGAAACUACGCAGGCCCUUUUGACAGCCCAGGACGAAAAUAGAAGCAUUAGAAAGCGCGAGAAAGCUUUAGAUGUGGAACUGGAAAUGCAGGACAGGUCUGAAAAACGAGCCAAAGUUUUGUCUGCACAUUAUAAAGAGAAAUUUUCAAGUUUGGAUUCUCGUAUUAAAGAACUACAACAAGAGCAAUCUAGCGCUAUCGAAGUAAACGAUUUUGAAAUGCUGUCCUCAGAAAUUCAGGAAAGUGAGUCUGCUAUGUCGAAUAUUCAGGAUAAGCUUCAGGAAAUGAAUCUAGUGCUCAAAGAUCAAGAAGAGUAUCGGGAGACGCUGAAACAUCGUCUGGACAAAGUGAUAGAUCAAAAUGACAUUUUAGUCUCGAAUAUUCUGAGGACGGAACAGGUACUGAAGGCCCGGGAAACUCUUGUCAAGAAUACAGCUUCAGAGACAGUUGGUUAUGAAACUUUACAUCAGAUCAAAAUAUUUUUAGACUUAGCCGAACAGUUUAAUAAUUUAGCAGAAGUUUAAAUGGCAUUAAUUAAUAUCAAUUACACAUAUAAAUCAAUAGGCAUUUUACUGUCGAAUAUUCUGAGGACGGAACCGGUACUAAAGGCCCAGGAAACUCUUGUCAAAGACACGGCUUCAAAGACAGUUGGUUAUGAAACUUUAAAUCAUAUCAAAAUGUUUUUUUGACUUAGCCGAACAGUUCAAUAAUUGAGCCAGAACCUUAAAUGGCAUUAGUAUCAGUAGUACAUAUAAAAGCCCAGUAAAUUUAAUGUGGUUAUGUUCACCGAUUGAAAGUUAAAAACUGGGUGCAGUAUGAAAAUCUAUAUGCAUAUAUAAAUGGCUGU